AUGCUCCAUCCACUCUCUCGUCCUUCCUCCCCUCUGCUUCACGCCGCCUUCUCUCCUCUCAUAUCCUCCCUGCGCCGCCGUCUGACAAACAGGCACGGCAGUAGUGGCAUGGGACGGUGUGAUCAGCAGCAGUGGGCGAGCAACAUUUUGGCAGCAGCAUUGGAGAAGGGGGGAUUGGAUGGUGAGGCGGGGAUUGCGCUUGCCUGGUGGAGCCAACUGGAGUGGCCAAUUGGUGAAGAGCUCAUCGCUGUUUGUGAAGUAUGGUAUCCCCCCCUCUCCUCCUCCUUGACCAACCCACCCACCCCACCUUACUCCAUCCUAUCCCGUCUCCUCCCCUCUCCUCCAACCUCCCUCCCCCUUCGUAGGAAUUUCCACCCUCCCCUCCCCUCUCCCCCUGACCCGAAUCCCACCCGCUGCGUUGCCCCUCCCAUCCCCAUCCAUUCCCCUGCGGGCCACCUCCCUCUGCGACCAGCACCCCAUGUGACCCACCCACCUCAGCAACACCCAGCGUAG
Closterium sp. Naga37s-1 is the source of this 513-nucleotide messenger RNA. Lineage: Eukaryota; Viridiplantae; Streptophyta; Zygnematophyceae; Desmidiales; Closteriaceae. The record is from the annotation of a GenBank genome assembly.